CCAGGGGAGGUGGGCAGGAGAGAGAGAUAAUACUAAAGCAGGCAGACGCAAUGAACUCCCUACUCAUGGGGGUCCUGCUCAGCACUCUGUUGGGGUCUACCCUGGGAAACCACAUGCGGUGCUAUGAAUGCAGAGGAGACCCCAGCAGCUCCUGCAAAGAGACAGUGGCCACCUGCGGGGAGGGGAAACGCUGUGGCUUCCUGGAGCGCAAACCCCAAUCAGGCCUGGGACAGAGCAAGCUGUCUAGAAACCCCUCGAUAACCUUGAUUCAUCACUAUCCAGCCUGCGUGGCAGCCCAUCAUUGCAAUCAAGUGGAAACCGAGUUGGUGGGAGACGUGACUUACACAACCCACAGGGACUGCUGCGUCGGAGAUCUGUGCAACAGUGCCAUGGCAAGAAUGGUGGCCCCACCACGAUUUGUGGCUGCAGGAGCCACUGCCCUGGCCUGGCUCCUGCCAGCACUGUGGAGAGGCUAGUAGGCUGUGGGGAGGGCAGGCGGGAGGAGUAAGGGAACAAAGGAGAUGUGAGGUGAGAAGACAAACACCCCUCUGUGAGCCAUUAAAAUCUGUCUGCCACUUUA
Molecule: messenger RNA, 580 nt
Organism: Nyctereutes procyonoides (raccoon dog)
Lineage: Eukaryota; Metazoa; Chordata; Mammalia; Carnivora; Canidae
Gene: LY6G6D
Product: lymphocyte antigen 6 family member G6D
Exons: 3
Coding region: 51-476 (141 amino acids)
Biological process (GO): acetylcholine receptor signaling pathway
Cellular component (GO): external side of plasma membrane
Molecular function (GO): acetylcholine receptor inhibitor activity
Source: RefSeq, a predicted model, not a curated record